ACUUACCUGAUCAUGUCCUCAUCUUCCCUGUCAUCUUCUUCAAAUGCCUCAUCGCUCAGUGCUCCAGAAGGGCUUUCACCAAACAACAGCCUCUCCCCGGAUGUUGGAGCACAGAGAUUUUUCAGCCAAGGGAAAAGGAUCCCGAAAGAUGUGAAACGGCACUGUGGAAUGUGCAAGCAGCAUGGAGUUUUCGUAGAGACGCGCGGGCACACCUGCGAAUAUAGAAGUUGCGAGUGUGAGCAGUGUGACUUGGUCCGUAAGCGACGGGAGAUCAUGUCAACUCAGAUUCGUCUCCGACGAGAGCAAGACAAGAAGUUCCAGCGUACCAAUGAUAUCAGCGAGGCCAACGUGUUCCCAGGCUUCACAGGUGGGGAGGCAGAUGAAAAAGCUGUCAUGGAGAACAUGAACAUGUGCUAUUUCUGCCAAAAAUGCAAGAAUCACAAUGUGCUCGUCUGGAAGAAAAAUCACAAAAAGGAGUGCCAAUAUUCCAGCUGCGAAUGCCAACAGUGUAACUUGAUUGAUUCCCGUCGUGCCCUGGACCGGCAUAUUAAGAAGCGAAAAAUGAGCAUAAAGGGCAACACGGUUGAAGCUAUCGCACCGAAAAGUCCCAAAAAAGAGGGCUCCACCACGGCUUCAUCAUCGUCACUCUCAUCUUCUUCGGGCUGCAAUUCGGACGAGUCGGCUUCAUCCUCGGAUUGCUCGCUAUCUGGAAUGCUAUCAGAGAAGUUGAACAUGGCUCCGCAGGUUCAGAUGAAAUUCGACUUCAGUGCCGGGGGAUUUAUGAUUCCUGCAGCGACUUCGGCAAAUGCAAGCACUAGUCCGGCUGGUUCUCCAUUUGAGACAACAUCUCCAAUGCCGCUUCUCCUUCCGCAUUCACCAAUUGCUCUUCCACAACUUGCUCCAUCAAGCCUACCGCUUUCAUUUCUUACCGUACCCUCUCUCAUGUCCACCGCGGCCUCACCAUUUUUCACGGCUCCGCUUAUGUACGGAGCUGCUCCAACUCUUUUCCCGAAUCCUCUCCUGAUGACCCCUAUCGGAAUGCAAAUGUUGUUCCAGAACUUUCAAAAUUUUCAGAAUAUCCGUGAGCUUAGCGCUGCAAUUAGCUGCGCUGAAACCGAUUGAUUUUUCUUUUUAAUUUUUCAAAAAAAAAAACAAUUUCCAAUCUGUGAUUUAUUGUCUUUUCCCUGUAAAACUCUAGUUCCUUCCCAGUUGCACCUCAAAAAGAGUAAAAACCCCAUCGAAAUUUUAAGCUGUGCGGGUUUUCAGUUCAAACAUGAUGAUAAUAAUAUUUUGAUGUUUUUGUGUUUUAUAUUUCCAAAAACUUUUUUUUGAUUCUGCAAAAGUGAUAAAUUAAUAAAAUUGUACUCUUAUCAA
Molecule: messenger RNA, 1374 nt
Organism: Caenorhabditis elegans
Lineage: Eukaryota; Metazoa; Nematoda; Chromadorea; Rhabditida; Rhabditidae
Gene: dmd-8
Product: DM domain-containing protein
Exons: 4
Coding region: 13-1122 (369 amino acids)
Biological process (GO): regulation of DNA-templated transcription
Cellular component (GO): nucleus
Molecular function (GO): DNA binding; sequence-specific DNA binding
Source: RefSeq, marked reviewed